This is a messenger RNA of Dufourea novaeangliae, 531 nucleotides long. RefSeq names its product transmembrane protein 170A. The transcript has 3 exons. The coding region runs from base 113 to 505 and encodes 130 amino acids. Lineage: Eukaryota; Metazoa; Arthropoda; Insecta; Hymenoptera; Halictidae. The record is from RefSeq and is a predicted model, not a curated record.
AGAUCUAGACACAAUAUUAAAAGAUCUCCAUUAUAGUAAGUUAAUGUGAUAUGAAUAUUUAUAAAAAUAUUAAUAUAAAAGCAAUAGCUUAACACAAUUGUGAAUACUUAUUAUGGAAGCGCAAACAGAUGUUCCUGUUCUGCGGCCACCUAAUUUGAGAAAUACAGGCAAUGUAUUUUAUACACCAUUAACUUCAUUUGCUGAAAUGUGGUAUCAAAUAUUUUUAUGGGCCUUAUUUUCUUCUAUUUUUGUCCAUACCAUAGCUGGUGCAAUCUGCUUUGCUACGCUAAGACAACAUAAGUAUGGAAAAUUCUUCCCAUUACUGAUUAUAAUAAUGGGAGUAUUGUUGCCACUGACAUCAGGAGUACUUAGCUCUGCAGCUGUUGCUUUUGUAUAUAGAGCAUCACGUUAUCCACUGCCACCAUUAUAUGCAUUGUUAUGGGGUAUUGGGCAAACUGUUGUAGCAGGAUGUGUUGGAUUUACAAGAAUUUUAGCAACUUUAUAAUUGAAAAAGUAUACAAUUGAAUACUA